This is a messenger RNA of Cercopithifilaria johnstoni, 1224 nucleotides long. NCBI's taxonomy places the organism in Eukaryota, Metazoa, Nematoda, Chromadorea, Rhabditida, Onchocercidae. The record is from the annotation of a GenBank genome assembly.
AUGUUGCGAUUUCAGUUAUUACUGCUGUUGCGUGACAAUGCUUUUUCUAUUGCUCGGCGAUUGACUGUUAAUGACUUUACGCUUCGUACGCAUACGUGUGGAGAACUACGUGUAGGACAUGAAAGCCAAAAAGUUACUCUAUAUGGGUGGUUACAAUUCAUCCGUCUGAAUCGUUUUCUCGUUUUACGAGAUGCCUAUGGCUAUGUGCAGGCCAGAAUCCCCGACAAAAGAAAGGAUUUAGUCGAAAAAAUCAAAAUGGUUAACUGCGAGUCUGUUUUAAAAAUUGAAGGAGUGGUUAUUGAUAGAGGUGAACAAUAUCGCAAUGCAAAUAUGCCAACAGGGGAUAUUGAGGUACUAGUGAAUGAUUUUGAACUACUGAACGCUUCACCAGCAAAUUAUCCGCUGGAUGAGGUAACAUCGACGGAGGAAACGAAACUCCGAUAUCGUUUCCUGGAUUUGAGAACAAAGCGAAUGCAACGAUCACUUAGGCUAAGAGCAAAUGUCGUUCAUGGAAUACGAAAGUAUUUGAUCGAAAAAGCGAAUUUUGUUGAGGUUGAAACACCAACUCUAUUUCGCCGAACUCCCGGUGGUUCAAAUGAGUUUAUUGUUCCUGCACCGAAACCGAAUCUCGGGAAGUUUUAUUCUUUGCCUCAAAGCCCUCAACAAUUCAAGCAAUUGCUGAUGUGUGGUGGUAUUGAUAGGUACUUUCAGAUUGCUCGGUGCUAUCGUGAUGAAGGUGCAAAAUCAGAUCGACAACCUGAAUUCACACAAGUUGACGUCGAAUUAUCUUUCACUGAUCAAGAUAAUGUUAUGAAACUGAUAGAAAAUAUUAUUGUGGAAUCAUGGCCCAAAGAACUGGAUGAUCUGAAGCCCUCAGCACCAUUCAGGCGGAUGAAAUAUUUGAAGGCAAAGCGUUUAUUUGGUACUGAUAAGCCAGAUCUGCGUAUUCCAUGGACCAUUGAAGAUUGCACUUCCGACUUUUCAUUUCUACGAAGGCGUGAAAUUUCAAAUUUCGUUGUGAAAAUUUUCAUUGCCAGAAGUGCAGAAGAUGUUAUUAAUGGGGGGAGUUGGAAGGAAUGGACUCGAAUUCUGCAAGACAAUGUAUUAUCACAGAACUCUAAAUUUCUGAAAGCGUCGGAAAAGAACUGGUUUGCAGAAAUUCCAAACGACGUUCUGAUAGAAAAAUUUGGUAUUAAAGAAAAAGAUGUUGCCAUCAUAUCGUGA